Racocetra persica is the source of this 1098-nucleotide messenger RNA. Lineage: Eukaryota; Fungi; Glomeromycota; Glomeromycetes; Diversisporales; Gigasporaceae. The record is from the annotation of a GenBank genome assembly.
AUGUUAGAAAAUUCAAAACAUGAUACUUCAAGACGAAAUCUCGCAAGUCGUAAACCGAAGAAAUCGCAAGGCUUACCACAUAAUAGAGUUCCGUCAACGAUCGAAUCACCUGCACCUGUUUGCUAUGCUGAUUAUACAGCUCCUCUUGUUCACGUAAUGUUUGCUGGUGGUAUUGGUGGUUCUACAGCUGAUUUUUUAAUGCACAGUAUAGAUACUGUAAAAACUAGAUUACAAGGUCAAAGACCGGCAAAACCUUUAAAAUAUCAAAAUAUGUUGCAUGCUUACAUUACAAUAUUCAAACAAGAAGGAAUUACACGUGGAUUGUAUAGUGGAGUGACCCCUGCCAUUUUGGGUUCCGUGCCGGCAACAACAAUUUAUUUUGGAACAUAUGAGCUUACAAAGCGUAAAUUAACUGCAAUAGGAAUACCAGACACUGUUGCGCAUUUGACGGCUGAUGUAAUGGCAUCUUCUGUAUACGUUCCUUCAGAGGUUUUGAAGACUCGUCUGCAGCUGCAAGGCCGAUACAAUAAUCCACACUUUUUUAGUGGAUACAAUUAUAAAAAUACUUGGCAUGCUGCACAAACGUUAUAUAAAUAUGAAGGCCCCGGUGCAUUUUAUCAUGGAUAUAAAGCAACUUUAUUACGUGAUGUGCCUUUUUCGGCAUUACAAUUUGCUUUUUAUGAAAAAUUUAAAUUAUGGGCAACAUUAUAUACAAAUACUAUUAAUCAAGAAAAUCAAUUAAAUCUUAAAUGGGAAAUUGCAACUGGCGCAUUUGCGGGUGGUUUAGCAGGCGCUUUAACAACACCGUUAGAUGUUAUGAAAACGCUACUACAAACUCAAGUACAAAAACACGUUAAAGCAAAACAAUCAAUUUCUUCUAAGCAAACAGCCACUGUUCCUCCUCAAAAUGUGACAAAAUAUACUCAUUAUUAUACUGGUAUAUGGGAAGGAAUGAUAUGGAAUUAUAAAAAUUAUGGACUUAAAGGACUAUUUAGUGGAAUUGGUCCAAGAGUUGCCUGGACUGCAAUGCAAAGUGGGAUAAUGUUUGUUAUUUAUGAGCAAGUACUAGGAUUGUUGGUUAAUGACAUUUCGUACUAA